UCGGCUGUUAACAGAGCAGAUAAAACAGGAGUAGGUAGUAUAUUUUCAAAGAAAGAAUCUGUGGCUACUACUACUACUACUACUGCCACGGAUGGUGAUUUACCUAUGCUUUCUACAACUACUUCAAGAGUAGAAGAAGCUAUUAAGGAAGCUGAACAUCAUCCUCAAGGUCAGGUUGCUCGAAAACGUUUAGAAGAUAUGUCAGCCCAUCUUCAUAAAAUGAAUAUUUCUAGUGAAGUUCAUAUUUUAUGGGGUGAUGCUAAAACAUUAAUUCCUCGUUACACAGCUGCACAUAAAGUAGAUUUAUUGAUUAUGGGUUCGCGUGGUUUAAGUACUGUCAAGAGUGUCUUUUUGGGUUCUGUUUCAGAUACUUGUCUUAAAGAAUGUCCUUGUCCAGUGCUGGUUGUUCGUAAUGCGACUAUUUAAUUAUAAUGUCCUUAUUCUAAAACGACUAAAAAAUAUACAUGAAUAUGAAUAUGAAUAUGAAUAUAUUUUUUUUUUUUUU
This is a messenger RNA of Cokeromyces recurvatus, 505 nucleotides long. RefSeq lists its product as uncharacterized. Bases 106 to 426 code for a protein of 106 amino acids. The transcript has a single exon. Lineage: Eukaryota; Fungi; Mucoromycota; Mucoromycetes; Mucorales; Mucoraceae. The record is from RefSeq and is a predicted model, not a curated record.